CUUAAGAUUCUCCCAUAUGUACAGCUUGUUCACAGAAUUACAAAGAUGGGUUUCUUUCCACAAGGGGUCUCUCCCUUUCCUUGAGAGCUUUCAAUGUAAAGCAAUGCAUUUUUGUUGCCCAAAAUAGUUCAUCCAAUCAUUCACACAAGAAAAUCUCUACACUAAUUUUUCUGUGACCUUCAACAGUGUCAAAAGCUGAGAAAGUCUGGCAAUUCAGAAGAAGAAGAUGAUGAUUCCUGAAUUCACAUGUUGAUUUGAAAAAAAAAAAGAAAAAAGUCUUAUUUACUGUUGCAUUCAUUCAUCCUCUGCUCCUGUCACAAUCACCCCAUUCAAUUCAAAAAAAUGGUAUGGUUACUCCCUCUUCCCCUGCUUCCUCUGCUCUCUCCCUUGUAAAAAAGAAAAAACAAAAAGGGGGGCCUCCGCAUUCAUUAACGCAACAUGGCGCAAAUCUCCACCGUCGAUCUCACCAUCAAGAUCGCUUCCACACCGUUAAACUCAUCUCCGUACAGCUCGGCCCCGGUUUCCCCUCUCUCCUCCGCAUUCGUCUCCGCUCUCCAGUCCCCUUACAUCUCCCCGCGGCUCAACUCCGACGACGCCACCACCGCCACCCUCUCCUACAGCGGCUCCCAAUCCGACGACCUCCCCAGCACCUCCUACACCCCGCCGCCGGAGAAGCUCAAGCUGCCGGAAUCCGCGCCGCCGCGGAUUUCAUUCUCCUUCCCAAUCCCCCGCAUUUCCUUCACUUCUCCGGCGGGGGCCAAUUCGAAGCUCCGGAGCUGCGACGUCUACAUCGGUUUCCACGGGAAGAGCCCGAAUCUGCUGAGGUUCUGCAAGUGGCUGAAGUCGGAGCUGGAGUUGCAGGGGAUUGCUGCAUUCACGGCGGACAGAGCUGUGUAUGCGGAUAAUCAGAGCCACGAGAUUGCCGAUAGAGUGAUCUGCUCUGUCACAUUCGGCGUAAUCCUUGUAACGGACUACGCUCUGCUCAACCACCACAGCUUGGAGGAGAUCAGAUUCUUCGCGCAGAAGAAGAAUCUGAUCCCUCUCUUCUUCGACACGGACGCUAAGGAGGUCGCGAGCCUCUUCAGCGCCCACGCGGACGGCAACAAGGAGUGUAAGGAGGCGUUGGAUGGCCUGAUGCGAUGCAAUGAGUUCAGACUCGAGACGAGUGAGGGGAGUUGGAGGAGCUGCGUUUCAAGGGCGGUUGGGAUUUUGAGAGGGAAGCUUGGGAGGAAGAGUGUUGUGGAGAGGGAAAUUGAUGUGUGUGAGGAGCUUCCUUUUCAGAGGAAUAAGUUCUUUGUUGGGAGAGAGAGGGAGGUUUUGGAGAUUGAGAGUGCCUUGUUUGGUUGCUUGGAGCAAGAAUGUGAAAGCAAAGUUAGUAACAAGUUCAUUAGUAUGGAUGUUGGGAGGUGUCAGGAGCCGAAUUUGGAGGCGUGGGUGGAGGUCGAGCCGACGGUGAAGAGAGCCACCAAGCAUAGGAAGUCGAAGGGGGGUAGCGUUGUGUGUAUAACCGGGCCUCCGGGAGUGGGGAAGACGGAGGUGGCUUUGGAGUUUGCUUAUCGUUACUCGCAGAGGUAUAAAAUGGUGCUGUGGUUCGGAGGGGAGGCGCGGUAUUUCAGGCAGAAUAUACUCAACAUAUCGGUGAAUAUGGGGCUGGAUGUGAGUGCGGAUGAGGAGAAGGAGAGGGGGAGGAUCCGGAGCUUCGAGGAGCAAGAGAUGGAGGCGUUUAAGAGGGUGAAGAGGGAGCUGUUUAGAGACUUGCCUUAUUUGCUGAUUAUUGAUAAUCUUGAAACAGAGAAGGAAUGGUGGGAGGGGAAGGAUCUCCAUGACUUGAUCCCGAGGAACACGGGUGGGACUCACGUCAUCAUCACCACGCGGCUGCCUAGGGUGAUGAGCUUCGACACAGUGCAGCUGAAGACGCUGCCCCAUCCCGAUGCGAUGGCCUUGGUGAGAGGGAGGCGGAGGAGGGAGUUCUUGGCUGGAGAGGUUGAGUUUCUUGACAAGUUUGCUGAGAGGCUUGGGAGGUCGAGUUUCGGGCUGUGGGUUGUUGGAUGUCUGGUUUCCGAGCUUGGGAUCCUCCCGUCGAAUCUGUUUGAGGCCCUGAACGAGGUCGAGCACGAAGAGGUCAAUGGGGGCUCUGGAUUGAGCAAUGAGGAGCAGCAGUUUUGUAGAACUAGCCCUUUUUUGAUGAAGGUCUUGUCAUUCUGUGCUGCUGUUUUGCAGCAGUCGAAGGGGAAUCGGAACCUCCUUGCUUCGAGGAUGCUUCAGGUCGGGGCGUGGUUCGCCCCAUCGCCUGUCCCGGUGAAUCUGCUAACUGCAGCUGCCAACAACGCAGCGUGUAAAACGAACACGUUGAGGAAAUGGACACGGUGUCUCAAGCUCGCCUUGUGCUGCUGCUCGGGUUGUGUGUCAAGCCAGACAUGGAAGGGGGAGGAGGAGUCCGCCCUUUUAUUAGUCCGGCUCGGGUUGGCGUGGAAGGUGAACCGCCAGCCUGGCUGCUGGAUUCAGUUCCACGCCAUCACACGGACGUUUGCUAGAUGGAAAUACGGCCUAGGUGCAGCUAAGGCCACGGUCCAAGGAGUGAGGAAGCUCGGGAAUCCAUUGGCUACAUCCGACCACCUCUGGGCGUCGGCCUUCCUCGUCUUUGGGUUCAAGUCCGAGCCCCCUUUAGUGCAGCUCAAGGCGAUCGACAUGGUCCUGUUCAUCAAGAGGACGGCUCUCCCUCUAGCGAUAGGGGCUUUCUCGACCUUCUCGAGGUGUAACUCGGCCCUAGAGCUCCUCAAGGUGUGCACGAACGUGCUGGAGGAGGUGGAGAAGUCGUUCGUGUCGCAGAUCCAAGACUGGUGCCAUGGCUCGCUGUGCUGGAAGAAGGCACUGCAGUCGAAUCAGAGGGUGGACGAGUACGUGUGGCAGGAGGUGACACUUCUCAAGGCCACGCUGAUGGAGACGAGAGCGAGGCUGCUGCUGAGAGGCGGCCACUUUGACAGCGGGGAGGAGCUAUGCCGGACGUGCAUUAGUAUCAGGACGGUGAUGCUUGGACACAACCACGCGCAGACGCUGGCGGCGCAAGAGACGUUGGCCAAGUUAGUGAGGAUGAGGAGCAAGAUAUGAACACUGUUUUGGUAGCUAGCUCAGUUUUGCUCACAACGUAAUGUUUCUUGCUUCUGUUUCUUAGUUUGUAAUUUGUAUGUUAGGUCAAAAUUUUACAGAUUUUUUGGAUCA
Salvia hispanica is the source of this 3219-nucleotide messenger RNA. Its product is annotated as P-loop containing nucleoside triphosphate hydrolases superfamily protein. NCBI's taxonomy places the organism in Eukaryota, Viridiplantae, Streptophyta, Magnoliopsida, Lamiales, Lamiaceae. Gene Ontology annotation, biological process: recombinational repair. The record is from RefSeq and is a predicted model, not a curated record. Gene Ontology annotation, molecular function: ADP binding; ATP hydrolysis activity.